This is a messenger RNA of Aspergillus steynii IBT 23096, 1188 nucleotides long. RefSeq names its product putative NmrA-like family protein. The transcript is spliced from 2 exons. Lineage: Eukaryota; Fungi; Ascomycota; Eurotiomycetes; Eurotiales; Aspergillaceae. The record is from RefSeq and is a predicted model, not a curated record. Bases 166 to 1083 code for a protein of 305 amino acids.
GUAAGAUUCGACUCAACCAUGACGCAAUGCUCAUACAGAGUAUAAAGCAUCUCUGUAUCCUUUAGUUCUUGGACAUAUUCAAAGCAAUCAACUCCAAUUGAGAUCAUACCCACCUAAGGCUCCAUCUACCCUCCAAAUAAACAACGAAAUCUACAACACCAAACAAUGACCCUCAAGUACCUCAUCACCGGUGCUACCGGCGGCCUCGGCGAGCAAGUCCUCGCAUACUUCGCCGCCAACCGUCCCGCAUCUGAAUUCGCAGCUGCGUCCUCGCGGGAGUCGAAUCGCAAACAGUUCGAAGACCGCGGUAUUGCGUUCCGUCACGCGAACUACGAUGAUCCGGCGUCGCUAGAGGCUGCAUUCCACGGAGUCGAGAAUCUACUUUUCGUGAGCACCAACGUGUUCGACAACGAGAAAAGACAAAAACAGCACGAGAACUUCAUCAACGCGGCGAAGAAAGUCGGCGUGAAGCACGUGUGGUAUACGUCUCUCGCUUUCGGCGGGUAUGAAUCCACUUCGAAAGCCGCCGUUCAGCAGGUCCAUCUCAUUACGGAGAAUCUGCUCAAGAAAUCCGGUAUCACAUACACCUCCAUCCGCGAGGGCGUCUACACCGACGCCUUCCCCGUCUUCAUCAACUGGUUCCCCACGACCAGCACCAUCUCUCUCCCCUCCGACGGCCCCAUGGCGCUCACACUCCGCCACGAGCUCGGCGAAGCCACCGCCCGGCUGAUGAUCGCCGGCGGCCACGAGAACGAGAUCGUGCUGCUCACCGCGCAAGAGGCCAUUCGGCCGUCCGAGAUCGUCGACGUGAUUAACAAGACGACCGGUCGGCAGGUCAAGUUUGAGAUCGUCUCGGGCGACGAGUAUGUGCGGAGAAACGGGGCGAAUGAUCUGGGCGGGAAGCCGGCUGCGUUCUUCGAGAUGGUGCGAUCGUGGUGGGACGCGAUUGAGAAGGGGGAGUUGGAGACGACGAGUCCCUUGAUGAGUGAGGUGUUGGGGAGAGAGCCGGUCAAGGCAAGUGAGGCCAUUCGCGACCUGUUGACGCAGAAUCCAGAUUUCACGUGGCAUCAGAAUUAUGUAUAGGUUUUGGGAGUGGGGGUAUAUUCCAUGGUUUAGCUUGUUAGGAGCGAGUAUGUUGGGGAUGUUUUAAUGUUAAUAUAAGACUGACCUGAACAUAACAGUAUAUAU